Debaryomyces fabryi is the source of this 3075-nucleotide messenger RNA. It is a transcript of the gene GPI13, whose product is annotated as mannose-ethanolamine phosphotransferase. NCBI's taxonomy places the organism in Eukaryota, Fungi, Ascomycota, Pichiomycetes, Serinales, Debaryomycetaceae. Gene Ontology annotation, biological process: GPI anchor biosynthetic process. Gene Ontology annotation, cellular component: endoplasmic reticulum membrane. The transcript has a single exon. The record is from RefSeq and is a predicted model, not a curated record. Gene Ontology annotation, molecular function: mannose-ethanolamine phosphotransferase activity. Bases 1 to 3075 code for a protein of 1024 amino acids.
AUGGAUCAAGCGCAGCUGGAAUUUGAUCAGAAUGGUGCAUUCCAAGUUAGGCAGCAGAUAUUGAAGCAGCACCAGCUACAACAACAACAACAAACAAAAUCAAGAAUAAAACAACAAAAACUUCGAAUUACGUUUCUAGGGUAUAUAUUGGUGUUGGUUUGCUUUGCCACACUUCAAUUUAUUGGUGUUGGAUUUUUUACACUGGGAUUUUUGUUAUCUAGACAAGUUCUUCCGAAUAUCUCAGAAUGUACGGGUACCCAGGAAGAUUCGUGUAUACAGCCAGCAAAGUUUGAUAAGGCAGUGGUAUUGGUGAUAGAUGCGCUAAGGUUUGAUUUUGCUAUUCCAGUGGAGGGAUCAGAUGAAUAUUAUCACAACAACUUCCCUAUUUUACAUGAGUUGACCCAGUCAGAACCAGAUAACGCGAUCUUGUUGAAAUUUAUGUCUGAUCCACCAACAACAACUUUGCAAAGAUUGAAAGGAUUGACUACAGGUUCGUUACCUACAUUCAUAGAUGCCGGAUCCAAUUUUAAUGGUGAUGCCAUUGAUGAAGAUAAUUGGAUAUUACAACUACACAGGAACAAUAAAAGUGUAGCUUUUAUGGGCGAUGAUACGUGGACAGCCUUGUUUACUGAAUAUAUCAACCCGCAAUUGAACUUCCCUUAUGACUCGUUGAAUGUUUGGGAUUUGCACACAGUCGAUAAUGGAGUUAUUGAUCAUUUAUACCCAUUAUUGGAAAAAGAGAACUCUACAAAGUGGGACGUGUUGAUUGGUCACUUUUUAGGAGUGGACCAUGUUGGUCACCGAUAUGGGCCAAACCAUUACUCGAUGAAAGAAAAACUAAAUCAAAUGAAUGAGGUUAUUUCAGAUGUAAUCAAGAGGUUGGACGAUGAUACAUUAUUAGUGGUUAUGGGUGAUCAUGGAAUGGACUCUACAGGUAACCAUGGAGGUGAUUCAUUAGAUGAAUUAGAGAGUACCUUAUUUAUGUAUUCAAAACACAAAAAGUUCCAUGUAAACAAAAAAUUGGCCGACUUUUAUGAUACUCGUGAUAUGGGAAAACAUUACAGAUCGGUCAAUCAAAUAGAUUUGGUUCCUACCGUAUCUUUGUUAUUAGGAUUGCCUAUUCCUUAUAAUAACUUGGGCUUUCCGAUUGAUGAAGCAUUUGGAAAUGACAAGGAUUUAGCUCUUGCAAGCUUUAAAACCUUACGUCAAAUCCAAAGUUUUAGGGAAUCAACUCCUAACUUGGCAUCUAACUUGGAAAUCACUGAGAAAUUCGAAAAAUUUGCCCAAGAUUAUUCUAAGUUUGGUAACAAUAAAAAGUAUCUUUCAAAGCUUAUUGAAUUUUCCAAAAGCUACCAAUAUGAUUCAUUAGAACAGUGCAAAUCGCUAUGGGCUCGUUUUGAUUUAUCAUUAAUAGGUAUCGGUAUUGCCAUUAUCUUUUUCUCAUUAACAUUCAUUACAACUUAUUCCAGAUCUAUACCAUCAGUAAGAGUACUGACUAUGUCCUUCGAAUUUAUAGGAUCGAUUAUUGCCAUGUUAUUGGUUGGUUUGGUUUCAAGUUUUUCUAUAUUCAUAGUCUUGAAACCAACUGGGUUUGAUAUGAAGAAAUGCCUUCUUAUCGGAGCAGCAUUAGGAAUAAUUAUUGGGUUUUGGGCUCCUAUAAUGGAUAGAUUUAGCAUAAGUUUCUUGUGGCACCAAUUAAGAGACUUUUUCAGUUACAAUUUCAACAGUUGGUCAUUUUUAGGCAUAUCGUUUGUGGUAUUUCAUUGUUUAAUAUUUGCAUCAAAUUCAUUUGUUGUAUGGGAAGAUAAAAUGGUACUGUUUUUCUUACUUACUUUUGGUGCAUGUUGUUUAUACAGUUGCUUGAUCAACUCUAGACGUUCAAAGGUGGAUAAUAUUCUAGGUAUUCUGCAUGCAAUAACAUUUAUUGUAUUAUCAAGACUAACAUCAAUGAUUAAUUUAUGCCGUGAGGAACAACAUCCAUAUUGUAAAGCAACCUUUAAAACAACUUGGUGGUCCAUCAUAUUAUUACAUUUAUGUUCAUUUGCAUUACCAUUAGUGGUUAAGUCUUUCUAUAAGCUUUCUAAUUCCUACCAUUCGGCUGCACCUUUGUGGAUAGGGACGGGAGUGAAAAUUUUAAUGGUAAUGAAUGCGAUAUAUUGGACGUUUGAAUAUAUUGAAAAUCAAGACUUUUAUUUAGCUUCAAAAUUCAGUAUAAGUGGACCAUUAUUAAAAUCAGUGAAAAUUGCAAUUGCGAGAAUUGUACUUUUUAUCACAUUAGUUCUCGCAAAUUUCAGUUGGUCAAGAGGACCAUUGUGUGUUAAAAUAAAUACCCAAUCUGUUGAAAUUCUCGAGGAUUCUGAUUCUGAUGAUUUACUGUCGAACUUGCUGCCACAGCCCCAUCAACAACCCGGAAGAUCCAAUACGAUUUUAGGAUAUGGUAAUGUUUACGGAUCAUCGUAUUUCUUACUAGUGCUUAACUUCGCCGUGGCAAUUAUGUUAGUGACGAAGCCAUUGGGUGCAAUUUCACUUAAUAUGCUAUUAGUUCAAAUCUUAUCCCUCUUAGAAUUAUAUAAUAUCCUUGGGUUGAGAAAAAAUCUUAUUGCUCCUAUUAUAUUUGGAUUAUUGGGAUAUCAGCAUUUCUUCAGUACUGGGCACCAGGCAACUAUCCCAUCUAUCCAAUGGGAGCUAGGCUUCAUGACAACAGAAACUAUAUUAUUCCCAUUCACACAUUUGAACAUUGUACUAAAUACAUUUGGCCUGUUUUUGAUUGUUUGCUUAUCAAUUCCAUUAAUAGCGUUGUGGAGAAUUCCCCCAUCAAAUAGACCAAUUACAGUUUUGUCACAAAUAAUUACGGACAUCACAACUUUAAUAACGUAUCAAACAUUUAUCAGUUUAUCAAGUUUAAUUUUCGCUGCUCAUUUUAGAAGACACCUUAUGGUUUGGAAGAUUUUCGCCCCGAGGUUCAUGUUAAGUAGUUUAUUAUUAAUUGUUUUGAACAUAACUUUGAUUUGCAUAACUUUAUGGUUCGGAGCUGGUAAGGUUAUCGCCCAAAUUAAUAGGAUUUUCGGAAAAUGA